This is a messenger RNA of Myripristis murdjan (pinecone soldierfish), 3735 nucleotides long. Its product is annotated as disintegrin and metalloproteinase domain-containing protein 11-like. Lineage: Eukaryota; Metazoa; Chordata; Actinopteri; Holocentriformes; Holocentridae. The record is from RefSeq and is a predicted model, not a curated record. Gene Ontology annotation, biological process: proteolysis. The coding region runs from base 410 to 2932 and encodes 840 amino acids. The transcript is spliced from 25 exons. Gene Ontology annotation, molecular function: metalloendopeptidase activity.
ACACAUCGGCUACAACCCCAUCCAUACGCACCCGCACAGCCUUGCAGGAAUUAUGCAUCCGUGGUGCGCACCCCCCCGUUUCUUAGUAUUUCUUCACGCCCUGACUUAUCAAUCUCUCUGCACGUAUUGAUCACCUCCGCCGCACAGGCCCGAGCUGUGUUUCAUUUUUCCUCAUUCUGAUAUGCAAAUCCAAAUUCUCCGUAGCGGUGCUGGCAGGAGCUGAGAGAGAAAGAGGGGGAGCGAUGAGAAGACGCGCAUCAUCAGAUGUUUAGCAAAUUCACCUUUGGAUCCUCGCCAUCGUCUUUUUGCUGUGCGCUUUUUUUUGGUCGUUUUUUCCCCCUUCCAUCGUCCGGGGUUUGUGACAGUUUGAGCCUCUCGAUGUUAUAAUCCGGGGGAAUAUGUGAAGAUCAUGCUGGCGGUGUGGUGCUUCAUGGUCUUUGCUGCAGUGGGCGAUAGGCUUGCAGUCUCAGGUGUGGACAGGAGCCCGGUGCAGGAUGGCAGCAUGUGGGACUGGUUCAGCCCGGCGGGGCGGCCGGACAGCAGGGACACUGCGACCGAGGUCACCUAUCCAAAGCGGCUGGUGCAGCAGAUCGAGUCGGAGGAAGAAAUGGCUCAUGAGCACUUGGGCACCAGGGUGAAGAACAGCACCGGGGACUCAUCGCCGGUCCACUUGGCCCACAGCUUUUUCCAAGUCAAAGCCUUUGGACACACCUUCACUCUGGACCUGGAGCUCAACCACCACCUCUUGUCCUCAGAGUACGUGGAACGGCACUUUAACCAAGACGGCAAACCCUCGCAGUCCGUGGGAGGGGAGCACUGCUACUACCAGGGGAGGUUAAGAGGUUUACCAGAGUCCUGGGCGGCUCUCUCCACCUGCCACGGCCUAUGUGGCAUGUUCUCAGACGGCUUCUUCUCCUAUGGGAUCGAGCCUAUUUUCAAUGGGAGUAAUCAGGAUGAUGGUGCUCACUUAAUCCACAGGAUGCCUGAUGUCAGACUAUCUUCUAGCUGCCCAGAGUGUACCGAGGACAGUGAGUGGGACACUUACAGAGGAGGCGAUGGCGAUGACGACAGACCAGACCAAACGAGGGAGCAACGGACAUCUGGGGGGCUGAGACGAUCUAAGAGGCUCGUCCGCAGGCCCUCUGUCCAGACUGAGACCAAAUAUAUUGAGCUGAUGGUCGUCAAUGACUACGAAAUGUUUGUGCAGCUGCGACGCUCUAGCAGCCAGACCAAGAACUUUGCCAAAGCGGUCGUCAACAUGGCAGAUGCGAUCUACAAGGAACAGCUGAACACAAGGAUCGUGCUGAUCGCCAUGGAGACGUGGACCACCGAAAACAUGAUGCCAGUGGUGGUGGACCCUUUGACGACGCUGCAGAACUUCAUGAAGUACAGGAAGGACAGCAUCAAGGAGCAGAGCGAUGUGGUCCACCUGUUCUCAGGGCGCACGUUCCAGAGUAGCCGCAGCGGGACGGCCUACACGGGAGGGGUUUGCUCUCCAACCAGGGGAGGGGGCAUCAACGAGUACGGGAACGCAGGCUCGAUGGCCGUCACUUUGUGCCAGAGCCUCGGCCAGAACAUCGGCAUGAGGUGGAACAACGCACGCAACUCGGCAGGAGACUGCAGGUGCCCAGAUGCCUGGUUGGGCUGCAUCAUGGAGGACACUGGAUAUUAUCUGCCCAGAAAGUUUUCUCGCUGCAGUGUUGAUGAGUACGUCCAGUUCUUACUGCAGGGAGGCGGAAGCUGCCUCUUCAACAAGCCCAACAAGCUGUUGGACCCUCCAGAGUGUGGGAAUGGCUUCGUGGAGCCAGGAGAGGAGUGCGAUUGUGGAUCACAGGUGGAGUGCGUCCGUAGUGGAGGCGCCUGCUGUAAGAAGUGCACACUUACCCAUGAUGCCAUGUGCAGUAAUGGGCUCUGCUGCAGUGGCUGCAAGUACGAGCAGAGAGGCGUGGUGUGUCGAGAGGCCGUGAACGACUGCGACAUCCCGGAGACCUGCACUGGAGACUCGAGCCAGUGCCCACACAAUGUCCACAAGCUGGAUGGAUACUUGUGUGAUAGCAGUCAGGGGCGCUGUUACGGAGGGCGAUGCAGGACUCGUGAUGGACAGUGCAGGGGGCUCUGGGGUUACAAUUCUGCAGAUCGGUUCUGUUAUGAGAAGCUCAACGCUGAGGGAACGGAGAAAGGCAACUGUGGACCGGGUCCCAAUGGCCAGGGCUGGCUGCAGUGCAACAAACCAGAUGUCUUGUGUGGCUUCCUGUUCUGUGCCAAUAUGACGGUGAAGCCGAAGUUUGGAGACUUGCAGGGCGAAGUGACCAGCCUGACCAUCUACCACCAAAACAAAUACCUGGACUGCCGAGGCGGCCAUGCGCUGCUGGAGGACGGCUCAGACCUGGGCUAUGUGGAGGACGGCACCCCUUGCGGUCCCAACAUGAUGUGUCUGGAGCGACGCUGCCUCCCUGUGGCGGCCUUCAACCUCAGCACCUGUCCCGGCUCCAACUUCGGACGAACCUGCUCCGACCACGGGACCUGCAGUAAUGAGGUGAAGUGUAUCUGUCACAGGGACUACACGGGGAAGGACUGCAGCGUUUUCGACCCCAUCCCCGAGCCUACGGUCCCGACGGGUCCGGAGAAGAAAGGAACAUUCGAAGAGGAAGAUCUGGCGGAGGAUAAGAUGUCUGUGUCUUUCUAUCUUCGUGUCUUGUCUACUCCUGUCUUCCUCCUUGCACUGUGUCGUUUCCACAUCGGAGAAGAGGGAAAAAAGUCUUCCACUCCUGUCCUAGAUCUCUCCAAACCUCUUCCGAUAUCGUCUCCUCCACUCUCCUGUCUGCUCUUCGUCUGUCUUUCUGCCCGGCUCCGCCCUCCUCUGGGCCCGUGGAGCUCCUCUCACCAUACCAGCCAAAUCAUAUUCCUGUGGUUGCUGCCAGCAGGCCACUGAGGAUCGUGUCCGGGCCACACCUAGAGGAGCAGGUGGCUCUCCCUGUGGGAGACACCAGGGUCCUCCUCCAGUUCGGCGGCUCUCAGAAUGUGCUUUGGUGUCUGUGUACCUCUUUCCUCGUGUCUCAGACAGUCUGAUGAAGAACAUAUCAACGGUGGACCAAUUCAACAUGACACGUCUUUCCAAUGCCUGCUUGCCUGCCUGUAUUCAAACUAUCUGGCCACCGAUUGAGUCCACAGUCAAAAGGUGGACUAGCACAGACUGGCCAUCUAAUAGACUAGUGAAAUGCUGAAAUACUGUAAUAGGAACUGAAUAAUUUUCCUUUUGUCUCAAAAGGAAGGACCAGAGGCAGAGUCCUCCAAGGCCAGGCCUUGACUAGGUGCAUCUAAAAAUGGACAAUGAUUUGCCAAUACAUUUUUAAUAUACAGCGUCAUGGAAACAUGGAUAAACAGAGAGUGUCUGCACUGGACGGUUGGUGGCAAGUUUUGCACGAGGGACUGAGGAAGUACUAACGAUCAUAUAUGAAUAUGACUCGGAGGGAAAAAAUAGAAAGCGUAAAGCAUUGUUUAGAACCCAGACUGGUGACUGAGUUUAUGUUUCUUGUCAAUUGUUAUUUUAACUUGAGGCACUCGACCUGCCCUCCCACAAGUUUUCAGGUACAAAAGGGAAGUUAGGCGUUAUGGUUUUGGGAUCAUUUUGAAUCACUGAACUUUGAAGCAGCAGAGACCGUAACUUAGUGUUUUCAACCACAGAUCUAUUGACAUACAUUCCAUCUCUAGUGUUGACAAAAAAAAAAAAAAAAA